Messenger RNA from Cryptotermes secundus, 9733 nucleotides. It is a transcript of the gene shep, whose product is annotated as protein alan shepard. Lineage: Eukaryota; Metazoa; Arthropoda; Insecta; Blattodea; Kalotermitidae. Gene Ontology annotation, cellular component: cytosol; nucleus; ribonucleoprotein complex. The record is from RefSeq and is a predicted model, not a curated record. Gene Ontology annotation, molecular function: mRNA 3'-UTR binding; poly(U) RNA binding; poly(A) binding.
UAUGGAUCUCAGAGAGUUCCUACAGCAGCUUCACCCUCCAACACGAACAGUAGUUCAAGUUCCAACACAGGCUCUCAGAGUGGAACUUUGAGCACCAGUCUCAGCAACAACAUGGGACCUGCACCUGUUGGAGAACAGCUGUCGAAAACUAAUUUGUAUAUACGUGGCCUGAACCAGAACACCACAGACAAGGACCUGGUCCAGAUGUGUUCAAUGUAUGGAAACAUCAUAUCCACCAAGGCCAUACUAGACAAGAAUACAAAUAAAUGUAAAGGUUAUGGGUUUGUGGACUUCGAGACUCCAGCAUCAGCCGAGUCUGCAGUUAAAGCACUCCAGGCAAAGGGAGUUCAGGCGCAGAUGGCGAAAGUGGGUAUCUCGUUGCUGCAUAGACUGCCCAGUCAACAAGAGCAAGAUCCUACAAACUUGUACAUUGCCAACUUGCCCCUAAACUUCAAGGAGAAUGAUGUAGACAAUUUGCUGGCAAAGUAUGGACAAGUCAUCUCGACAAGAAUACUAAGGGACACAUCUGGUCAGAGUAAAGGUGUUGGCUUUGCAAGGAUGGAAUCAAAAGAGAAAUGUGAACAGAUAAUUCAGAUAUUUAAUGGGAACCCCUUGGCCGGGUCAAAGGAGCCUCUUCUUGUGAAAUUUGCUGAUGGGGGGAAUAAGAAACGUAGCCUAUACAAGAGUCCGGAUCAACGAAUGUGGAGAGAAGGUGGAGAGGUUGCUCCAGUAAGCUAUGACCCAAGUGGCAUGGCACAGAAUGGGGUGACGACACAGCACAUGCUUCCCACAGCCUUGACACAGUAUGGCCGACACUAUGGUGCUCAGACUAUGCAGAGCUAUUCAUUGCCUGGAAAUCCCUGGUUACCCCAGUAUGUGAUGCCACCAGCACCUCACAUGACUCAGGUGGAAGACCAAUUUGCUUGCCAGUUGGCCUCCACCUCCCACAUGCAUAAUUACAAGAAUGAGAAUCACCACACCAGGGGCAUUUCUGUGAUGAUGCCAACAUCAGAUCCUAGCUCGGUGCAGUACAGCUCUAUGAUUCCCCAGUUGGCAACACACAUGUCUACACUGCAACUUGGCACGACAGGAUCUUACAUUGCAAGCCCCCAUCCAUACCAGUUCUACCCUGGCCCGGGUGCGUCCAUCAUCCAUGCUGUGCCCAUUGCAGACUCUGAACAGACUUCCAAUGCUGCCUCACCUGAUGACACUUACCAGCCUUACCAAAAUCAGCCACCCAAGUAAGCAAGCAUGUGAUUUUAUUAAGAAAGUUAACAGAAAUCCAUUUGGGAAAUGAAUGGAACCAUGUCAAGAUUUGGGUGAAUGUUUUUUUUUUUUUGCUGUGAAGGAAAGAUGAGAGAUUUCCUGAUGAGACAUGACCUGAAUAAGCCAGUCAGUUUGAAGAAUUGUGGGAGAAUGAAGAACAUGAAGAAUUGCCACAUCCUGGAAGCAACCCCGGACUUGCCACCAUCUGCUAAUCAGUGAAACAUAAUAAACAAAUAUAUAUAAGAAAAUAGUUUAUUAUUUUUUUAUUGUAGUGUGGAGAUAUGUUUAGCUAUGCUGUCGAGUUUCCAGUUGUAUCAUAUUUUUUUAUUAUUAAUAUUAGCUUCUUUUGAAUUAUAGGAGAGGUUAGAAUGGUUGUAUGGGAAGUGGAUGCCAAGGAUUUUCCAUGGCAUUGUUAGCAAGCGAUACUUGCUUAUGAACAUUGAUAUAUAAAGUACCAUUCAUGUCAGUAAUGUUGCAAGCAUUCAGAAGAAACAUAUCAUGGAAGGGCAAUACAAAUAUUCUUCUACUUUUUAUGUUAAUCAGUGUUAGAUUUCAUGAAUUACUCAAUGCUUCUGUACCAGUUAUUUGUUUUAUACUUUAAAAGAGAUUGCCAUAUAUUUUGCUGUUGUCCAAUUUUGUUUUUGUCUAAUUCAGUAGUACCAAUUUAAUGAAUUUAUUGAUGUAUAAUGUUUAAUAUCAGUUAAACAGGUACUGGGUGCAUUGUGUUAUGUUGGCACAACUUACAAAAUUUACCACAUGCCCCAGCAGUUAGUUGCAUUGGCAGCAUGAACCAUCAAAAAUGCAUAUAUAACUUUCUGGGAAGUAUUCAUCUAUAUGGAAAAUUCAUAAUUUUGAUUCAUUUCCUGUGGUUAACUUUGUUUCUUAAGUAUAACAGAUUGAGCUAAUCCAUGAAGCUUUGAAAAGAUUUCUUCUUCAUUUCACAGAAAAUUGUGAAUAGUACUAGAUGCCACCUUAAGGAAUAACUUAGAGUGGAGUGCCAUUUCAAGUCCAGAAGCUGUGGUACUACAUACAAUGUGAUGUAAAAUUAAUUUUGUUUCCAAUUUUUAAUAUAUAUAUAUGCUGCCAUCUCUUGAGCUCCUUAUUUCUCUAAUGUAGAAUGUGUGCCAUGAAAAAAUUCUACACAGAGGAAGGAAGGAAAUGUGCCAGAAUGAGAGCAUGUUCGUAGUAGGAUUUAUUGCAUCUACAAUGUGAAUGAACUUGUGAAACAGAUCGAUAGUAGCCCAUGGCCGUUUGCUCUGGUGCUUUGUAGCUGUAGCUAAGUUUACUUUUCCCUUGCAGAAUAAAUACACAUGUUUGGUGUUUUGUAGCUAAUCAUGCCAUGGAACAUCUUGCAGCCAUGUUAGUGGAGUCGAGAAGACUAAUUAAAAUAGGGUUUGUUAACCCUUAAAAAUAACAGAACAUAAAUGCUGCUCACAUCAAAGAUUUCUUCCGACAUACCUUCCAAAGCUAAAACUCAAACGAGUUAAAUUUUAUUUUGUACAUGUUUUGAUUCUUGUCUGUACUGAUACAUCCUAAUAUCAGUUCUCUUUCUUCAGUACGGUAGGUAGGAAUGCUGAUUGUUUUUGUGAGCUAGAGUAAUGGUAUCACGAGAUGUGAAUUCUGUGUUUGAUUAUCAAAAUUCUUGGUCACCACGUUGUUUAUACCUGUCUAAAAAAUGACCGAAUUGAGACUUGAAUCUGUCAUUAACUUUUCACAUGUAAAGUAAAGGUAAUUAGUCAGAAUGCUGGACAUUUGUGUAACAAAGCGCUUGCUUGUCUCUGUAUUCAGCAUGGUUGCUCAGUUGGCAGUCUCUAAAAUUCUGUAUCCUGAGGACAGAAGAUGCAGCAGCUCAGGUCUCCUCAGUCCCAGAAUGAAAUUGCUGAGUUGCCAGUAUUGGCGAGAGACUUGCUGACAGAAGAAAGCAGAACUUGAAGUAUGAAUGUUGUAUGGAGAACUCAGUGACCCAUACCUUUUCAUUUUCUCACAUUCCAAUCAAAUGGCAAGCAUGAACAUGUUGCCUUGUAGUAAAUUAUUUUGUGUUUCAUAUUUUUCUACGACUUUAACUGUUGUUAGUGCAGGGUUUUUUCCAGUGUUAUUUUUUUUAUGAAAAAUGCCUAUAUCAACCAUGCGUGAAACGAGUUUUUAAACUAUUUCGUUCUUUUUUAAAGACAUGUUUUUUUUAGAUAUUGUGCCUUUUCAUGAUAAUUCAAAGACAGGGAAAUAAUUAUAUAUAUUAUAAAACACUAAUCACGAAGCCAAAUUUAUCUUCUAGUUGCUAAUUGUUUCAGUGUUGUAGCAGUUCAAAAAUGUACAUUAAGUUGAACUAGAGUUGAGCCUAGUUCUUUAUGUGACUAAAGCUGUGGAUGGUAAUGGAGAUAUUUCAUUAUAGCAGAUAAACACAUUGAUCCUGUAGUGAGAGGUUUUGAUAUUUCCGAAUUAACUGAAUCAUGUUUGUAAAAAUUAUUCUUAAUGGAAUUUGCAGUGAGAUCUCCAUUGAUUGGUUACUUACCGAACUUUACUGUGGACUUUUUUUUUUUGAAAGUAUAGAUUUUUGCAUAAUUUUGAAGUUAGAAGAAGCAUUUAAAGUCGUAAGAAAUCGGUAUGGAUUUCUUAGUGGAAAAGAUAGCUUCAGUUAAGGAUGGGUGUUCGGAUACACUGCUGACAUGAAGCAGUGAAUGAAUGACAAACUGAUGAUACAGGAACUAUUAAGAGAAUAGCUUUCAGCCAAAAAACAAUGUAAACCAACUGUAGUUAAUAGUUAAUUGGUUAUUGUCUGACAGAUACCAUCAUGCUGUUAAGUCAUGAGUGUUUGCUAGAGAAUUCGUUAAUAAUAUAAGUAAAUAUAAUUGUUUAUCAGUUUUCCCAGAAUCUGGUUUCUUGGUUGUGAUACCCAGUAGCUCAGAUUGUUCCGGUUGUUGCCAUUAAGAAAUCUGGUUCUGGAGCGAUUACUAUUACUGAAAGAAUCAGGUUUUAGUAGAGGUUAGAGCUAAUGUUUCCAUAGUGCAUGCAUCGUAUUUACUGUAUUGAGAACUGCGGAAAAGAUUUUACAGUGUUAAAACUGAUGAAGUAAAAAUAAGAGAUAUUUAGUUUAUUUUGGUACAUCUGAAUUCGAUGGUGAGAUGGUAACUAUUUUUUAAGAAUCACAUUACUGACAGAAAAGAGUCCAUAUUGAAUAUUAAAUAAAAUCGUGUGUUGUAUUUACAUGAGUAUGUGUUUCGUGAUCAAGAAGAGGAAGACAGAAAACAAGAGGUACACACUUUUUUUAGGGUUUUGACAACAUUUACACAGAGAGACUUGUUUGUUAAUUGAGAUGAUAGAACUUUAUUCCGCUCUUCUUGUCUUUAAGGAAAAGCCAUAUGAACAGACACUUGUGUGCAGCACCAUCUCAACAGAUUAUGAUGAUUAUGACGAUGAUGAUGUGAAUUAAAUAAUAAAACGACUUUCAGUGUUAGUUUCCAUAUUGUAAGGAAAACGAGGACACAGCUUUACAAAAAAAAUCUGAAAGUUGCACCUGAUUAAUCUAGGUGCAAGGAUUAGAAUUUAGAGUUAGUUAUAAAAAAUUGUAGAAAUAGUUUGUACUGUAAAUGUAGCUGAGUGGAAUUUGGAUGCUAUUGUUGCUUUUCCUUUAGAUGUAGAUAAGAGUAGGUACAUUGGAUCAUUGGUAGGGUUAGUAGUGUUUUUUUUAAUACAAAUUCUGACUGAGGUAAAAGAAGGUUGUAGGCUUUUAAUGGGGAGAAAUGCAAGUUUCACAUAAUGUUCUAAUGUGAAACUACAUAUGUAGAACUUAGAGGUCAAGGUGAUUCUUCAUUUUAUUGUACAAUAUUGUGUAAGUUCCCUGGCCUUCUCUUUUGUAAUGUGUGUCAUUUAAGUUCAUGUCAGUAAUCUAAGAGAACUAGUUGUCGUGUUUGUCUAGAAGUGUGGUUUAAUGUUUUCUGUGUGAAAGAAAAAAAAAAGCAGUCUGUAGUCAUAUUAGGUGUUAAGUGAAUGGCAACAGUGAGUUGCAUUAGAAUAGAAUUUGGUAGUUUAUAGCAUUGGAGAGGCUGAGUCAUAGCGGGUGGCAGGCAGCGAUCAUAGCGGAGAAGAGAAUGAGCCCCAAAUAUUGGUCAAGUUUAAGUGCCCUUAGUUUUUUUUCUUCAUCUCUACCACCUCAUAAAGGGAAGUCCUAGUCUUUAUGUAUCUUUCCAAAAUGGAUGUAGUUACAUGUAGAGAUGUUCCUAAGACGAUGGAUGCUGUUCAUUCCGUAGUUUGAUAUUGAUGUUAUAACAUCCAAUGGAAGAUAAUUUUCUGUUCAUUUUAUGUUAAGGGAGCCUUCCCAGUUCCGUUUAAUUGUUUGUUGGUUUGAGAUUGUUUAGUUGUUUCAUUGUUUCAGGCAGCAUGUUUUAAGGUUUAAGCAAAAUGUCAGGAUUGGGAAACUACUAAUUACAUUUUUACUUAUUGCCAAUAAUGUUAAUAUUGGAUUGUCAGAUUGAUGAUGCUCUGCAACAGCAUCCAUGAUGGAUCCUGAGAAAAUUUGUGAAUAUAGAAAUACACACAGCCAUAGCUGUUUGAGUGUCUUUCCACUCUGCAAGAAUGCCUGAUAUGUACGUUUUUGAAUUAGCAGAUCAUUGGAUUAGGGACAGGGAACCAAGCCAUAUGACAAAGUGUAGUAAAGCAUAUUAUUAAAAAUUAUGAUAAUAACUAAAAAAGAAAAGUUUAUUUUGUUAUAAAACUUUUUUGUGAAAAUAACGUAGAAGUCUUUUUCUUGUUGUCAUGUUAAGAAAGUGUGCUGUGUUUUUGUAGAAUGUAGAUAUUUUUAUCUUCUCUCCAAAGAAAGAAAGAAAGAAAGAAAAAGAAGGAAAGGAAAGAAAGGGAUGACUAGAAUACUGAGCGCCUGUGAACUGAUGAGAGGUGGCUCAUCUACAGAGCUGAGUUCUGUUUGAUUGGGAAGGUAACAUUGACUUGGAUAUGUUCUCCCUUCGUGAUGUGCUACUGUCAAGUUCCUUGUAAAUAUUUGCUAGAAUGCUAUGUUUCAGCCUCAGCAGUAGUUAGAAUUUAUGAAAACAAAAAAGUAUAAAUAACUUAGAUAUUAAGAAGUGAAUCCUUCGAGAGUUUUGGAUACAUGGACCACAGUUUGGUGCCACAAAGUAUCGAGAAGAUCUCGGAUAGUGUUUAAGCAUUCCAGUCUUCCCCACGUCCGAAGAUGCACCAUCAAGUUAAAUUCCAUGGCCAUGGUUUAUGUGACUACAAAAUGUUGAACAAAGUUACUCUGAGAAAAACUCUUUGUGAAAGAAGAGAAGAAAUACGGAAAGCAACUGAGAAUUUUAAAAUCCGAGGUUAAAUUUGUAAUGAAAGUUGUUUGAGAACGGGGAUUUGUGUUUGUGUUGCUAUUGGGUUUGAAAUGUCAUGGAUGCUAAAGUGGAAUGGUGUAGUGCAUAUUCAAGUGUAUGGAGUUUCUUGUUGGUUAAUUUUAAUCGCCAUCUAAUAGUAUAGCGUCUUCUGUUAAAAUAUUCCAAUAUCUUAUUGAGUGAUAUUUUAUUGCAGAAUCCUGAAAGUUGAAGUUAUUUGUUGAAUUGCUGGAAGGAGAGUCCCACUUUGCAGGGAAGACAUCCUGAGAACAUACAUCUGCAUAUUCAGUUGGAAGUACGGUUAAAGUGCAUGGCUUUGUAUACUUGUUGGAUGUAUAGGAUGCGCUGGAUGUUAUAAAAAUAAUGGUAUAUGUUUAGUAGUCACAUUCAGGAUAUGGAAUACUGGAUACAUGAUGACUUUGCAAAAUAUAGUUGUCUGAUUGAACAUAUUUUGUCCUUACAGAAAAUGUGUGUUUAUUUUUGUAACAGUAUUUAGUUUGGUUAAUAGCCCUCAUAGUACUCUAGUUUUUUAGUGACUUUCAGCGCAUUUGGAAGGGCCAACAGCUAAAGGAUAUUUCUGUAAUGCAUAUAUUACUGUCUUCGAUUUUUUCAUUCAUAUAACAGGAUCAACAGUGUUGGGUUUCUUUGACGGAUAAUGUGCUGUGAUUGGCAGCAGAUUACUGGAGCUGCUAUUUGUAAUAUUCCAAAGACUUUCCUUUCCUUGUUCCCCAGGGUUUUUGUAAUUGUAUUAUAUUAGUGUAGCAGAUUACAUUACAUUAUGUUAUAAAUUAGACUAGUUCUCUUCAUCAGCCUUUUCUAUAAUCUUUCAUAGUGUCAUGACUGUAAUUUAUGUUAUAGUUGUGGUGACUGACCUGCUACACCUCCAGGCCAUCGUAACGGAAGUCUUGAUUUUGCUGUUAUGUAGUGAGGCAAGUCAACAUGGAUAGGGGUGCGUGUGUGGGAAUUCAGUAGUACAUUAUAUAAAACCACAUGACAUACUGGUCGGAAGCAGUGUAGGUGAUAUUAUGACAGAAGACAUACAGCUGGGAAGUACCAUAUCAUUAUCAUGGUGAUUUUCAGUCCAUGAAUGAAUUGUUGGUGAUAGUUAAUGUUUCUUUCCUUUGCUGUGCAAAUAAUACUUCCAGUUUGUGUUUGUAUAUUCAAACAUGUUCAAAAUUUCGGUUGCCAAGUUUUCUUUUUAUUUUACCAUACCAUACCAUUUCAUCAUAAGACAUGAUUCAGCUCAUGUUGUUUCUAAUGAAGGAGUAAUAAUCAUUGAAUAGGAGAUCUUAAUGUUAUCUAGAGUAUAUUAUAAACUGUGUUGGUAUAGGGUAGCUGCGGUGGGUGUUUAGGUUCUCAUCAUCUUGAUUGAGUAUAACUUGUUAGCAUCAAAUCGUGCAGUUCCAAGUUCUGAUUACAUCUAGGCCUGUGGUAGAAGUACUGGUAUAUCACAUUAAGUAAUACAUAUGCCUUCAGAUUCCAAGCACAGUUCUCCAUCACCCAUGGAAGUGCCUCAUUGGAGAAUGUUUAUGUGAUAAGAUUGAUUCUAUUUUCACAUAACUUCGUGUACUAUACCGUUUUUUAUUACAGCCUAUGAAGAAACUUUCCCCCAUAUUUAAAUAGCUUAAUGAAUGGAAGUACUUUAUCACCUAAAGAUGUUUUGUGGUAACUGUUGUUCAUGAUUUAGGAAUCAUAGCUUCUACACAGAGUGAUUGAUUGUGUUUAGCCUGUAGUAUUGAAUGGUUGCCAACCCUGCCUGACCAGGGAUUUGAGAUUAGAUUGGAAUUAGCAGUUGCACUUCUGACUGGCCCUGUGCAGAGCAUCCAUCUCUUCCUGUUAAUAAAGACACUAGAGGAGACUGCUGUCCCAUUGGCACGCUGCAACACUGUGCAUUCAUUUUGAAGUGUAAAAUACUAUAAACUGUUCUAAAUUAUUUUUAAAAUACCAUGCCGUGAUUAUUUUGUUGUGUGCACAUGUGGGUUUUGGUAAAAAUUUUGUGUUUAUGUAGCUGUUGAUGAUGGCAGGCAGUUGGGCCGAAACGUAGUGUUCCACUAAAUAGGAAGAGAUGAGUGUUUGCUUUUGAUAUAUUGAUGAAAUUGCACAGGGAAGGUGAGAAGUGUGAGUGCUGAAUUGUGCAAGAGAUGAUAACAUACGAAGAAUUUGUUGUGUGGUUGGUAAGGCUUUUGAUGCAGAUGGUUUGAAGUUGUAGCUAAACCACAACUAGUGUGAGAUGUAGAUAACUGAUUGAGGUGUUUUACUACUGUAUUUAGAUUAAGAUCUAAAAGUUUGUGACAGAGGUACAUUAAUACAAUUGUUGUGUUUCUGGGCAUUAUAUAUCAACCUGUUUGUAUUUGAAACAACAUUUUUGAGGCUGGAUUCCAUCUCCAUCUUCAGGUAAAACGUACUCAUUUGGGCCCUGUUGAUAGAGCUGGUCCCUAUCUUGGGAGAUGGAGGCCAGAAUCAAGUCUCUGAAACAUUGUGCUUUAAAUAAAAACUGGAAGAUGGAUAUUGUUGAGAAACAUGUAUUUGUGUAUUUAGAUUAUAGAACUUUGUUAGCUCAACAUUCAUUUGUUUAAAGGGCAAGAAACUCUGUAUGCUUGAAUAUUGCACGAAUAGUUUUAGCCUCAUCUAGAUAACUGUUUAACUGCACUUCCAGUAUCAACACAUGAAGAGCGUCUUCCUUCAAGGAAUUUGAUUGCUAAUGCUAUGAAUGUAGACUGUUGUGGCACAUAAAAUUAUUGUGAUGAUUGAUUGGUCAGUAGAUUAAUCUGAUCAUGUCAGUUAGACCUCCAUGUAAGAGGUAAGGAUGGGAAUUGUAUGUAUAAUUCACAUUUGGAACCUUCACACUUUUCAGUCCUGUGACUGCAACAGUGAUAACCAGUGCUCAAGACUUAAGAGACAUUCCUUUGACAGUACAUAACCGAAGGAAAAGUUGGAAAUAAACAGUUGUUCAGAUGUGGGCGUUAGUUAAUAUGUUGUGUGACUGGAUAAGAGAUGAGGAUGUUUAAAGAGAAUUAAAAACAUGAAAAAAGUGUAUGAUUUUUUUUAUCAGUUGGUUUCAAAAAAUAAAGAUGAGGGCACAAAUUUUGUUGCUAGUAGGGUUCCCUCUUUUGAUCAAUAAAGAUCCCUACAUUGGGAAGAAA